AUGGGCCGCACUUUGGGUGCUGGUACCUACGGUAUUGUACGAGAGGCCGACAGCUCCGACGGCAAGGUCGCCGUCAAGAUUAUCCUCAAGAAGAACGUCAAGGGCAAUGAACAGAUGGUCUAUGACGAAUUACAGCUGCUACAACAUCUAAAACACCCUCAUAUCGUUCGGUUCGUCGAUUGGUUCGAGUCGAAGGAUAAAUAUUACAUUGUAACUCAGUUGGCCACCGGUGGAGAGCUGUUUGAUCGUAUUUGCGAAUUGGGAAAAUUCACCGAAAAGGAUGCUGUCAGGGUUGUCAAAGAGGUACUCGGCGCCGUCGAUUACCUUCAUAAGAAUAAUGUCGUCCACAGAGACUUAAAACCGGAAAACCUUCUUUACCUGACCCCGGACCACGAGUCAUCUCUCGUCCUCGCAGAUUUCGGCAUCGCUAAAAUGCUCGAUAGCAAGGAUGAAAUGCUUACUACAAUGGCUGGUUCGUUCGGUUAUGCCGCUCCAGAGGUUAUGCUGAAGAAAGGUCACGGUAAGCCAGUGGAUAUGUGGUCACUCGGUGUGAUUACCUACACCUUACUAUGCGGCUACUCUCCAUUCCGUAGUGAGACUCUACCGGAAUUGAUCGACGAGUGCAGCAAUGGGCGUGUUAUUUUCCACGAGCGCUACUGGAAGGGUGUCAGCUCCGACGCCAAGAUGUUUAUUGGAGAGCUUCUCCAGCCCAACCCGAACGAACGUUUGUCCAGCUCGGAAGCUUUGAAUCAUGUCUGGCUCAAGGGAGAAACUGCCACCGAGCACGAUAUCCUUCCCGAUCUCAAGCAAUUCCUUGCCAGAGCUCGUCUCAAGCGUGGUGUCGAACUUGUCCGCCUCUCGAACCGCAUCGAGGCCUUGCGUCUCCAGCAGGAUGCUAAUUCCGACGACCAAGACGAUGUCCCAGAACAAGCUGGCGAGGCUGCUGCCAGCGUUCCAGGUGCAUCUGUUUCUCCUGGAGGGGCUAGAAGACUCUCUAGAGCUGCUAGGUCCGCCAUAUUCAGGGAGGUCGUACUUGCAAAAGUUAGAGAUAUGAAAACACAGGAACAGAGAGAAAAGGCAGAAGAUGCUGUUACCAAGCUUUCUGGAAAGUAA
Orbilia oligospora ATCC 24927 is the source of this 1113-nucleotide messenger RNA. RefSeq lists its product as uncharacterized. Bases 1 to 1113 code for a protein of 370 amino acids. Lineage: Eukaryota; Fungi; Ascomycota; Orbiliomycetes; Orbiliales; Orbiliaceae. The transcript is spliced from 5 exons. Gene Ontology annotation, biological process: protein phosphorylation; cellular response to oxidative stress. The record is from RefSeq and is a predicted model, not a curated record. Gene Ontology annotation, molecular function: ATP binding; calcium/calmodulin-dependent protein kinase activity.